UCAUAUGUGCAUCAGUAAAUCAACAUUUCCCAUGGGCAUUAAAUACUUGGAGGUAAUACUAUCCUACCACACUCAUUACAGACCGCAUGAUCUAUAGUUAUAUUCAGAUCAUUUGAGUGCCACUCUCACUUGCCCCUAUUGAAGGUUUCUUAUUUUUAUUUGGAAGAGCAAGACAACAGAAGAAGAAGCGCAGGAUGGCUUUGGGUAGUGAGUGGGGUAGCAAAAGCACUCACGGGAAGGCUUUGAGUGUCGUGGAUCACAAUCUCCAAAAUCAAACCCCAUCUUACCAGCUAGAACGGAGAGAUAAAGCUAUUGGUUUUGGGUCUUUAAGAUUCUCAUUGUCGUGUCGUCUAGUCCUUGCAAUCAAUCUCUUCUUUCCACAUUCCCCUUCAAUUAUCAUUCUUAUAAGUAACAAAGUUUAAACGAGCAAUAUGAUGAACCUGACCUUCAACUUUAUCAUGGUCAAAUGUGAUCUGUCUCCAUCUUGUAAUGAAGGCUCGCAAUUUAGUAUUUAUCUAAUUUGCUAAAGGCUAUCUAUAAAACGGGAAGUUCCUUCCCACCAAUGCAUAAACAGACGAGUUGGAGAUCAGCACAAGGCUUACUCUCUUCUCUUUUGAAGCUUGAACAAUGGAUGAAAAGCAGAGUUUGACAGUUACUGAUGCUGUGGAUUACAAAGGUUGUCCAGCAAGCCGGUCUAAAACUGGUGGUUGGGUCCCUGCUGCUCUUAUUCUAGGGAUUGAACUAUGUGAAAGGCUUUCAACAAUGGGUAUAGCUGUCAAUCUGGUGACUUACUUGGUGGGAACAUUGCAUCUGCCUAGUGCAGCUUCAGCCAACAUCGUCACAGAUUUCAUGGGCACAAGCUUUCUCCUUUGCUUGCUUGGAGGUUUUCUGGCAGAUUCUUUCCUUGGAAGAUACAAGACAAUAGCAAUCUUUGCCUCAAUACAGACACUGGGAACUGGAACUCUAGCCGUAAUAACAAAGCUACAACAACUACAUCCACCUCCUUGUGACCCUAAUGCCAGCAAGAAGUGCAAACAAGCCAAUGGGUUCCAAAUGGGAAUGCUCUAUCUGCCUCUCUAUCUAAUUGCUUUAGGAACUGGGGGAAUCAAAUCCAGUGUUUCGGGAUUUGGAACCGACCAAUUUGAUGAGAAAGAUGACAAGGAGAAGGCUCAAAUGGCAUAUUUCUUCAACAGAUUCUUUUUGUUUGUCAGCAGUGGGACUUUGUUAGCAGUGACAGUGCUUGUUUACUUGCAAGAUGAAGUGGGUCGCAGUUGGGGUUAUGGAAUUUGUUCUGUUUCAAUGUUCACAGCAAUUUUGUCAUUCCUGCGUGGUACUAAGAGAUACAGAUACAAGAAAAGCAUGGGAAGUCCAAUAGUUCAUAUCUCCCAGGUCAUUGUUGCAGCAAUAAACAAGAGGAAGAUGGCACUUCCAUUCAAUGAUGCUUUGCUAUAUGAAGAUUCUGCUGCAACAUCGAGAAUCGAUCACACAAAUCAAUUCCGUUUUCUGGACAAGGCUGCAAUUUUUGCAGAGGGAGAUUUUGAGAAAUCUGUAAACUCUGCUCCCAAUCCCUGGAAGCUCUGCUCAGUAACAAGGGUAGAGGAGGUGAAGAUGAUGAUGAGGCUGCUACCAAUAUGGGCCACAACCAUAAUCUUCUGGACUGCAUACGCCCAGAUGAUCACUUUCUCAGUCGAGCAGGCAUCCACCAUGGAAAGAUCAUUUGGUGCUUUCCAAAUUCCCGCCGGCUCUCUUACUGUUUUCUUUGUGACAGCCAUACUGAUCACACUGGCUCUGUAUGAUCGUCUCAUCAUGCCUCUUUGGAGAAAAUGGAAAGGAAAACCAGGUUUUACAAACCUACAGAGGAUUGCCAUAGGCCUUAUCCUGUCAACUUUGGGAAUGGCAGCUGCAGCUUUAGCCGAGACAAAGCGACUCUCGGUGGCUAAAGCUGUGGGUAGAUCCACUGCAACUUUGCCUUUAAGUGUGUUCCUAUUGAUCCCUCAGUUCUUCUUGGUGGGCUCUGGAGAAGCUUUCAUCUAUACUGGACAGCUUGAUUUUUUCAUAACACAAUCCCCAAAGGGAAUGAAAACUGUGAGCACUGGUCUCUUCCUCACAACUUUAUCACUUGGGUUUUUUGUUAGUAGUUUCUUGGUUGCAGUUGUGAAGAGGGUGACUGGAAGCAAGGAUGGACAAGGAUGGCUUGCAGACAACAUAAAUUAUGCUAGGCUCGACUGUUUCUAUGGACUUCUCACCAUAUUAAGUGCUAUAAAUUUUGUAGUAUUUUUAGUCUGUGCAAUAUGGUAUAAGCCACAGAAACCCAAACAACUUCUGGAGAUGCCAACUAGUACAAAUGAGGGGUCUGUGGCUGAGAAAUGCUAGUAAACCAGCUAUAUUUUGGGUUUGUUUAUUUUUUAUCUUGUAUUCCACAUAAAUUCGGAGAGUAGAUUAAUAAGGAUGAGCAAAAUAACGGUGGGGCAUUAAUGAGUACUCUAAAUUGACAAAGGACCGUUUUACAAUGCAGAUAUAAAUUCCAAUA
This is a messenger RNA of Momordica charantia (bitter melon), 2530 nucleotides long. RefSeq names its product Major facilitator superfamily protein. Gene Ontology annotation, biological process: transmembrane transport; oligopeptide transport. The record is from RefSeq and is a predicted model, not a curated record. NCBI's taxonomy places the organism in Eukaryota, Viridiplantae, Streptophyta, Magnoliopsida, Cucurbitales, Cucurbitaceae. Gene Ontology annotation, cellular component: membrane. Gene Ontology annotation, molecular function: transmembrane transporter activity.